Glossina fuscipes is the source of this 1810-nucleotide messenger RNA. RefSeq lists its product as uncharacterized. Gene Ontology annotation, molecular function: protein binding. The coding region runs from base 260 to 1795 and encodes 511 amino acids. The record is from RefSeq and is a predicted model, not a curated record. The transcript has 7 exons. Lineage: Eukaryota; Metazoa; Arthropoda; Insecta; Diptera; Glossinidae.
AAAAUUAUUUAAUGAAAAAAGCAAAAAAAAAAAAAUAAAAGAAAAGAAAAACGAAGAAAAAUUGCAAUUGUUCUUGUUUUACAAACGAAUCGAAAGACAUUUUAAAAAAUUUUCUUUAAAAAAAUUAUUUAAAUAUUAAUUAUUUAUUACAAAUUGUCGUAGUUUUUACGUAAUGUUUGAAUUUUAAGGUUUUGCAAAAAGAUAAAAAGGCUACGAGAGCGUUCAAAGCAUCAUAAAGGAUCGAAAAAUUCAAAAGCAAAUGGCUACCACCUUAGCUUUGACAUCUCGAAAGGAAUUAAUGCACAAAGCCGGCUGGAAAAUCGAUCAAAAUGAAGAGGCCUGUUACAUUGACAUUGAUGCCGAUGGCGACAGUGAUCGAGAAGAUGAUGACAGACGCGUUCCCUCAAAUUGGUGCAAUUUGCCAGAUUUAAUUUUGGAAGAAAUAUUUACAUAUUUAACACCCAGAGAACGCUACUAUGCUGGAUUGGCCUGUAAACAGUGGUAUCGUGCUUUUUACUUGCCCGCUGUCUGGAAUAAUUUUCUGGUGGAUGAUCGUACAUUGACUCGACAAAAAUACAAUUAUUAUUCGGGCUGGCAAUACUGUUUGGAUCAUAUGCGAACGCAACAUUGCUUAGCCCGCAUUGGUAGGCAUUUACGCGGCUUAGAAUUUCGACCCGAAGUCAGUUUCAAUAAUAUUUAUCAAUUUAUGACAAUGCUUUCAUGGAGCAUGGGAAAGGGUAUGGAAAAGAAUGGUCCAAACGACUUGAAGGGUAUGGGUCAACGAAUACGUUCGCUAACUUAUAUAUUCCCAUGUAAUAUGUCCCAAGCUAACGAUCCAGAGGGCAUUAAACUUUUUGGUACUGGCGGACAAAUGCUUAAGGGUUUAAAAGAUCUACUCUCGAAAUUGAGAUAUUUGAGAGUUUUGAAAUUGGUCGACUUUGUAUUAGAGAAUUAUGAAGCCAAACAUUUGUUAGAUGAAGUAUUGGACGCUUGUUGUACGACAAUGAAAGUAUUGAAUAUAGUUAACGUUACAACCCAUCAUUGUCCCAUAAUUCAUGUCGGAUUGUUUAUCAAUUUGCAGAUCUUAACUAUUGCCCCACAAAAUAUUGAUGAUGACAUUUUAUCAUUAUUGGGUGAUACGCGCUUAAAACAUUUACAUCUACUUCAAAAUUGUUAUACCGCCUCGUAUUUAACGAUCAAUCAUUGCAGCGUUCGAGCUUGGCGUAUACUGAAACGCGAUAAUCCCCGAUUGAAAAUCCAUCUACGCUUGGAAUCUUUAAGUGAUGGCGAAUUAGUAAUACAACCAGAGGCCCCCGUCUAUAGUAUCACUUAUAGUGCACCUAAAUCAAUGAUACUUCCCGAUACUCUAAUACGGAUGAUAGAUAAUUAUCAUAAUACUUUAGCGAUCUAUGGUUACGAAAUGUUGCCACGAUACUGUAGCCCCAAAGCGUUUCACAAUCGCAUCGAUUCGCUGAUGUUGUUAAUUUGUCGGCAAUGUUUCAAUUUGCACACUUUGCUCAUACGUGAAAAAGUGUCUACUUCAACGGUGCUUUUGUUAGCACGUACCGCUCAAAAUUUGCGACAUUUCUACGUUCGACGUUUCGCAGUUGUUUUACGUUGUGACUGGCCCCGCCAUCCGGAAUGGUCGGACGAGUUUUACGCUUGGCUACGCCGUUGUAGCCGCUCAUACGAAUCAGUAGAAUGUGAAGUCUCACAAAUUUUAGGAGAGAACUGGCACUUUUUAAGCGACCAAGAGUAUAAAGAACUAACAGUGGACGUCCAAGCAAUUUACUAAGAAAAUUUCGUAAAA